CAUUGUUGAAGGUAGUGCCCUGCUCGCGGAUCCGGAGCCAAACCCUCGGAUCCGACCCGGAGAAGCAUGGGCAUCGUCUUCUCGCGGAUGCUCUCCUCCAUCUUUGGCAACCGCGAGGCUCGAAUCCUGGUUCUCGGCCUCGACAAUGCCGGAAAAACCACGAUCCUGUAUCGGCUUCAGAUGGGGGAAGUGGUGUCCACGAUUCCAACGAUUGGAUUCAACGUGGAGACGGUGCAGUAUAAUAACAUCAAGUUCCAAGUGUGGGAUCUCGGUGGCCAAACAAGCAUCAGGCCAUAUUGGAGAUGCUACUUUCCAAAUACCCAAGCGAUUAUUUAUGUUGUCGAUUCAAGUGAUGUUGAUAGACUAGCCACUGCUAAGGAGGAAUUUCAUGCUAUUCUGGAGGAGGAUGAGUUAAAAGGCGCUGUGGUCCUGGUGUAUGCAAACAAGCAGGAUCUCCCUGGUGCUCUUGAUGAUGCUGGAGUAACCGAGUCUCUAGAACUUCAUAAGCUUAAAAACCGUCAAUGGGCCAUUUUUAAGACUUCAGCUAUUAAGGGAGAAGGACUUUUCGAGGGCUUGGACUGGCUCAGUAACACACUCAAAUCCGGUGGCGGCUAACUCCGAUACAAUUCGGCCCAAUUGUAUCCAGAUAUCUUCAGCCUUGGCCACAUGGUAAAAGAGAUGUGCAGUAUUGUUAUAAACAACAAGCAUUUACUGAUUUACACCAUGCAUCAUUUGGGUAUUUGGUAAGCAUUAAUUAACAUGAUCAAUCUGAAACUCAAAAACUCAUAUCAAGAAAACAAUACAAGCUUCAUCUAUCUCUUUUUGGGCCUUUUCCUUUGUUUGUUUGUAGGUUUUUUUUGUUAAGUAAAUUUACAUUUUUAUCCAUAUAGUUCCUUUUAGUUACUUUUCUUUUACUUUAUUUUUCCUUUAUCUAAGUACUACUAGGAAUGUGCCUAAGAUUCAUGUGCUAUCUUUUUUACAUACUGAUGUUAACUACUGUACAAGAUGAGUUGAAUCUGACCAUGAACAUGUACAGAGUCACAUCAUUAUCUUGAGCCCCACCCAAAGUUGGUCCUAUUUGAUCA
Messenger RNA from Dioscorea cayenensis subsp. rotundata (Guinea yam), 1085 nucleotides. RefSeq names its product ADP-ribosylation factor 3-like. NCBI's taxonomy places the organism in Eukaryota, Viridiplantae, Streptophyta, Magnoliopsida, Dioscoreales, Dioscoreaceae. Gene Ontology annotation, biological process: intracellular protein transport; vesicle-mediated transport. Gene Ontology annotation, molecular function: GTPase activity; GTP binding. The record is from RefSeq and is a predicted model, not a curated record. Gene Ontology annotation, cellular component: cytoplasm; Golgi apparatus.